This is a messenger RNA of Scleropages formosus (Asian bonytongue), 2429 nucleotides long. RefSeq names its product F-box/WD repeat-containing protein 11-like. Lineage: Eukaryota; Metazoa; Chordata; Actinopteri; Osteoglossiformes; Osteoglossidae. Gene Ontology annotation, molecular function: protein dimerization activity. The transcript has 14 exons. The record is from RefSeq and is a predicted model, not a curated record. The coding region runs from base 52 to 1734 and encodes 560 amino acids.
CGGAGCUGGGCAGGGUUUCCAUUUUCGCUACGGGCUUCGGGUAACGACAAGAUGGAUCCGGAGAUGGAGGACAAAACGCUCGAACUGAUGUGCUCUGUGCCUCGCUCUCUCAGGCUGGGCUGUUCCUCGGUGGCAGGGAGCUUGUGUGCCCUGAGGUGUCUACAGAGCAUGCCCAGUGUCCUGGGCCACAAUCAGAACACCUCUGUAAUGGAGUCCCAAAAUGAUGAACUUUCCCCAAAGAAGACCACGGUGUUUAAGAUUAUUAAUGGGCCGGUGACAGGCUCCAGGAAGAGGCCAUCAGAGGGCAACUAUGAGAAAGAGAAGGACAGGUGCAUACAGCUGUUUGACCAGUGGUCUGAAGCUGACCAAGUGGAGUUUGUGGAGCACCUCAUCUCGCGCAUGUGCCAUUACCAACACGGCCACAUUAACUCCUACCUCAAACCAAUGCUGCAAAGGGAUUUUAUUACGGCACUACCAGCCCAGGGCCUGGACCACAUAGCAGAGAACAUCUUGUCCUUUCUGGAUGCGCGCUCACUGUGUGCAGCUGAGCUGGUGUGUAAGGAGUGGCAGCGUGUCAUCUCUGAGGGCAUGCUCUGGAAGAAGCUCAUCGAACGCAUGGUCCGCACUGACCCCCUGUGGAAGGGCCUGUCUGAAAGGCACCAGUGGGAAAAGUACCUGUUCAAGAAUCGUACAGCAGAGGUUCCUCCAAACAGCUACUACCACUCCCUGUACCCUAAAAUCAUCCAGGAUAUUGAGACGAUCGAGGCAAACUGGCGCUGCGGAAGACACAACCUGCAAAGAAUUCAGUGUCGCUCGGAAAACAGCAAGGGGGUUUACUGCCUGCAGUACGACGAUGAAAAGAUCAUCAGUGGCCUCAGGGACAACUCCAUUAAGGUGUGGGACAAACAGACUCUGGAGUGCCUGAGGGUCCUGACCGGCCACACGGGCUCAGUGCUAUGCCUGCAGUAUGACGACAGGGUCAUUGUCACAGGUUCCUCCGAUUCCACCGUCAGGGUCUGGGAUGUGAAUUCAGGAGAGGUGCUCAACACCCUGAUUCACCACAACGAGGCUGUUCUGCAUCUGCGCUUCUGCAACGGCCUAAUGGUGACGUGUUCCAAGGACCGCUCCAUUGCUGUGUGGGACAUGGCGUCGCCCACUGACAUCAGCUUGCGGCGCGUGCUGGUGGGCCACCGUGCCGCUGUCAACGUUGUUGACUUUGAUGACAAGUACAUUGUGUCUGCUUCGGGGGACCGCACCAUCAAGGUGUGGAGCACAAGCACAUGUGAAUUUGUCCGAACCCUGAAUGGACACAAGCGGGGCAUCGCCUGCCUGCAAUACAGAGAUAGGCUCGUGGUCAGCGGUUCAUCUGACAACACUAUCCGGCUGUGGGACAUUGAGUGUGGUGCAUGCCUGCGCGUUUUAGAAGGACAUGAGGAACUGGUGCGUUGCAUUCGCUUUGACAACAAGAGGAUUGUCAGUGGAGCCUAUGAUGGUAAAAUUAAAGUGUGGGAUCUCCAAGCUGCUUUAGAUCCUCGAGCACCAGCUAGCACCCUCUGUCUACGAACACUGGUGGAACACUCUGGCCGUGUUUUCCGGCUGCAGUUUGAUGAGUUCCAGAUCAUUAGUAGUUCUCAUGACGACACUAUUCUCAUCUGGGACUUCCUGAACGUAUCGUCUAUUGGGCAGACAGAGGGGCGAUCCCCUUCCCGCACUUACACCUACAUUUCCAGAUAGCAGGGUGGAUGGGGCAACCCACAUAAGCAGCCCGGAGGACUGCUCCCUCGGCCGUCAUCUCCUCGCCAUGUCACCCACUGCUCUGUACCCUGAAUUGCUGCUCUUGGAUGUUCUGUGCUAGCGGGUGCUCCUCUAGCGCCACUGUGCCAUCCCGCCAGCCUACCGCCCUAGAGACGGACCGACAUGAGGAGAGACAGGACUCUAAUCUCAGCCAACGGGCGCGGCACGAAUGGGAGGGGAGGAUGUGUGGAAUCUGGCCCCCACGCACUCAGCAGACUGUGGGACAAGCCUCCACCAGGCUCAAGGAUCUCAUUUCACUAUUUUGUGGCACAAAAAAGAGGAAGUUGUGGAAAGAUGAACUGUAACUGUUUAACUUGACCUGGAGCCUGAAGUGCAUGAUUGAUGGAAAGGUCUCCAGUUGUGGUGUCCUCUGAACUAUUUUUGUCUUUUUUAUUUUUUAUUUCUGAGGUGAAGUGUUUUUUUUUGGGGGGGAAUACUGUACUAACCAUUAUAGUUUCAUCGUCCUUACCUGCACCCCUCUUUGCUGUCUGCCUGCCUAGGUUCUUAAAAACCUAUAACAUCGAACUAAGUUUAGCUGUAAACAGAAGUGUCUUGUCAAAAUUGUGUUGUAUAUUAAAAUGAUUUUUUUAAAUGACAAAAGCAGACAUUAUAAAAGAAUAAAGUAUUUGACUGUG